AUGGAACUGAGCACCGCCACCAGGUGUGAAAAUUGCAGAGAAUUAAUUGAACAAAAAAACAACACGAUAGAAUUUCAACAAAACAAAUUAAUAAACUACCAAGAUCUUUUGGUUAAAGCACAACGUGAUUUGAUUGAUACGAAAAAUGAGUUAUUGAGAAUAAAGGCCAAAUAUAGUAUUGGCUUUAGAAUUUAUGACAAUUCUGAUGGUGAAGAUGGUAGUAGUUCUUUUGACUACCUGGCAGCGACAGCAACAAUAACAACAAAUUCUGAUAAGAUUUUUGAUAACUUUCCUGAUUACAAUAGUGUUAGUGACGAAAGUAGAAUACAUCGAGUGAAAAGAAGAUGUAUAACAGUGAUAGGCAUAGGGAUAGGAAUCAUGGAGGCAUUGUUUCUUGGUAAUGUGGUACGACCUGUCACUGCACUAGUUUUAAAGAAAUACCUUGAAAGUUCUUUUGGGCCUGUGAUAGAAGUUCAGCAGGAUGGAUCUUUGCCGUAUGCAAUUGUAAAUUUUGCAGAUUCAAUAAGUUAUUAUAAAGCAGUAAAUUCUGGUAAAUUAUCAAUAGGUGAUGUGAUUGUAAGGAUUGAAGAGAUUCGUUUAAGACAUUAA
This is a messenger RNA of Entrophospora sp. SA101, 609 nucleotides long. The record is from the annotation of a GenBank genome assembly. Lineage: Eukaryota; Fungi; Glomeromycota; Glomeromycetes; Entrophosporales; Entrophosporaceae.